AGUGGAAAUGAAGGCCCAGUGUUGUGUUUGUGGCAAAACCCUCCACACUCAUACCUUGCUUCCAAGUCAUUCAACGUAUAUCAUUCAUUCUCCCAUUUCUCUAAAUUUCUCUGAAUUCCCUAAACCUUCAAUAAAUCUUUUACUUCUUCCAAUUCCUUCCACUUCCCAAUUAUGUGCGACAUGGAUGGUUCUUCCAACUUCAAGACCCCACAGAUCUCCGAGAUGUUUCAGAAAUUCGCCCUUGCUUUCAAGACCAAAACCUUCGAAUUCUUCGCCGACGACGACCACCCCCACAACAACGCUCCUGAUGAUUCCGACGGCUUUUCCCUCUUGGACUCCGCCGAGGAGGUUAUUACCGACCAGAAAGUCGUCGUCAUUAAACCCGAUUCCGCUUUCGAUUUCUUUCCCGCUCUUCCCUCUAAGCCUAUUGUUAACCCUUUUCCGCCCAAAUCGAAUCAGGCCCUGGAGACCCAACUUCAGGGAGGACCAACCCCAAACAUUCCCAUUCCUAAUUUGGAGAUGAUGCACACUCUGGUUUCCUCCAUUUUCGCUACGGUUUCUUCUUUUGAAGCUUCCUAUAUCCAAUUGCAGACUGCCCAUGUUCCGUUUGUUCAAGACAAAGUCACGGCAGCUGAUAGAGUAUUGGUAUCGCACCUGCAGCAGCUUUCUGAUUUCAAACAUUUUUAUAAAGAUUUUCGUACAAAUCCUGAGGUAACUACUUCGAUUCCGGUUGGUUCUUGUUUGGAAGCGCAGGUGCAAGAGAAUCAAAGCAAGCUUCGAAUGCUCGGCACCGUCUCCGACCGGGCUCAGUCGGAGAUUGAUCGGAAGGACUCUGAGGUAAUGACUCUUAGGAAAAAGUUGGGGGAGUUGCAGAAGUCUAAUUUGAGGUUAUCGCAGAAAUUAUCUGUCAGUUUGAAUGCGCUUUCUGAUGUUUUGUUGUCUGUUAGAGUAUUCGAUUCAAUAUUACAUGAUGCUUGUAGAGCAGCGUACAAUUUUACUAAAGUUUUGAUGGAAUUGAUGAAGAAAGCUUCGUGGGAUAUGGAUUUAGCUGCCAAUUCAGUUCACAGCGAGAUCAGAUUUGCAAAGAAAGCGCAUAGUCGGUAUGCCUUCUUAUCAUAUGUUUGUUUAUGGAUGUUUCGAAGUUUUGAUUCGGAAGUUUUCGGUGUCGUUGAGACUGAGAGUUUGUGUACUGAACAAUCUCAGAGUUCGGAUAGAAUUAGCAUGUCUCUUAAGCAAUUACUUGAGCAUGUUUCGAGCAACCCAAUGGAACUGUUAAGUGUAAAUCCUCAAUGUGCGUUUUCAAAAUUUUGUGAGAAGAAAUAUCAAGAACUUAUUCAUCCUUCUAUGGAGUCAUCAAUUUUCAGUAAUUUGGAUAGGAAAGAAGCCAUUCUGAAUUCAUGGCGGUCGGUCAGUGUGUUCUAUAAGUCGUUUGUAAAAAUGGCUAGCUCUGUGUGGAUGUUGCAUAAGUUGGCUUUCUCUUUCGAUCCCAUCGUGGAAAUUUUCCAAGUUGAAAGAGGUGCUGAGUUCUCAAUGGUAUUCAUGGAGGACGUCACAAGAAGAUACAUUCCACCUUUUAAAUCCCGGGCGAAAGUCGGGUUUACUGUGGUUCCUGGUUUUAAAAUUGGAAAGACAGUAAUCCAGUCUCAGGUCUAUCUUGAGGAACUUUGUGCUCCCGGUAAAGGAUGAAAAACAAAAGCUUCCAUUGAGAUUUAUAACGAGGAAACCGACUCUUCUUUUUCGUGUUAUCGCUUCGAAAUCUAUGGUGGUUGGAAUUCAUGAGGCUAAUGAAUGCCUCAUUACCUUGCUGGAACUAGAAAAAUGAAUGAACUAUGCCCACCACCCCGACACGGAUAAACUGCAACCUCAGCAGCCACCUUGUAAAUCUCUCUCUCGUGCUCUCUUUCCCUUACUGUGAGUAUUGUGCAGGGUCAAUUUUAUAGAUCUUUUUUCUCCUUUUGAGUUCAUCACUCACUAAUAUACAUAACCAAAUUGUGUAUUUAGAUCAACUGAUUACACUCAUCAUAUCAUUAAUGAUUAAUAUUUUGUUUCCUUCAA
Benincasa hispida (wax gourd) is the source of this 2055-nucleotide messenger RNA. RefSeq names its product DUF641 family protein (DUF641). Lineage: Eukaryota; Viridiplantae; Streptophyta; Magnoliopsida; Cucurbitales; Cucurbitaceae. Gene Ontology annotation, biological process: negative gravitropism; response to red or far red light. The record is from RefSeq and is a predicted model, not a curated record.